AUGGACAGCAUGUUGUGCGAACUGACAACAUUAUACGUCGGGAUACUCGAAACAGUCCGUCUCCAUUCUUUACGUUACCCAUUGAUUUCGUUCACUGCUUUCCCACAGAUUAUAUGCACGUUAUUAGUUUCCAUUUUCGUCAACGAUGAUCGACCCGUACGCAUCGGGCCUGCUGGCUUGAACAGGAUAGAUCGCAUGAUUCAAAAUAUACGUGCCCAUAUGCCCGUGGAAUUCCCGCGUAAGUGCCGGGAAAUUACACUGUACAAACAGUGGAAAGCGACUGAGUUUCGUCAGCUGCUGUUUUGCAUUGGUCCCAUUGUGUUUAAGGACAUUCUGCCCCAUGAACGUUAUCAAAAUUUUCUAGAUCUAUUUAUAUCCCUGUAUUUUCUUUCUCAUCGUCGCUUUUCUGUUUUUCGCCUUGAUUAUGCACGACAAUUAUUGCUAGUAUUUGUUAACAAGUUCCAAAAACUGUAUGGCUUGCAGGAGAUGGUGUACAAUGUCCAUUGUCUGCUGCAUUUACCGGAUGACGUCUCGUCUCACGGGCCUCUGGACAAUUUUUCAGCAUUCCCUUAUGAGUCUUACAUGUUCACACUUAAGCGCCUUGUACAAAGUCCCACGUAUCCUGUUAGGCAGAUUUAUAAACGCCUGCAGGAGUCAGCAUCGUGUCUCACAAACACCCCAGAUUACCACGCCGAUUGCGAUGCGGGCUUACCUUUGAAACAAGUAUCACUGAACAAAAAGCAUUUCUUUAGUCUCGACUAUAAGGCCGUUCGCCUUUAUAUACAGCUGCCAGCUGGAUCAGUGAAGCUGAAUUGCGAAGUCAUUCGGACUUACGGUAGGUGUCAGGUAGACUGCAUUAACUUUUCAGAUGAUUUCAAAAAGGCCCGCAAACGUGAGCGGAAUUUCCAGUACACGUCGGACCUGGAGACUUUGGAUGUAACCAUUGAACUGGGUCGUAACCAUCCUCGUCGAAAGAAUACCAGAGAGCGAAGCCCCUCCCUCUCCAUCAGUCCAUCACCGAAAAAACCAAGGUUGAUGGUGCCACAACCCCCCUUACCCCAGCUUCUCGCAGGCGACACCCCGUGCCUUGUUCCACUCAACUCCAGAGUGCACACCUCAGCAUCCCGCACCCGUCCUGUCCACACCCAACCAGCCCGUCUAUACGAUGCCGCAGACGGUGCACCGUCUGCCACAGUACCCUUUAAACACCGCACCGGAGAUCCCUAUGUUUCCAGUUUUAUCCCCACUAUCUGCUCCUUUAUUCCAAACCCCAGGAAUCACAGCACUACUUCAGCAGAACAAACAGCUGCAUCGGAAAAUGGACGCAAUGGCGGAAGAUCUUUGAUACCUGAAGAUCCGCAUUGA
Messenger RNA from Opisthorchis viverrini, 1365 nucleotides. RefSeq lists its product as hypothetical. Lineage: Eukaryota; Metazoa; Platyhelminthes; Trematoda; Opisthorchiida; Opisthorchiidae. The record is from RefSeq and is a predicted model, not a curated record. The transcript is spliced from 4 exons. Bases 1 to 1365 code for a protein of 454 amino acids.